Molecule: messenger RNA, 2611 nt
Organism: Phytophthora nicotianae INRA-310
Lineage: Eukaryota; Oomycota; Peronosporomycetes; Peronosporales; Peronosporaceae
Exons: 2
Coding region: 364-2418 (684 amino acids)
Source: RefSeq, a predicted model, not a curated record
UCUGAGUCGACUUCAAUUUGGAGAUUCGCCCAAGAUGAUAUCGCGCCGAAUCUCCCUCCUUCUCACAGCGCUGCUGCUGCCAUUAGCUGCCAGCUCCUCCAUCGAUGCACUCAAACAGAAUGCAGAUGACCAUGAUGUGGUGGCAGCCACGCGUGGCCUCAUCCAUCGCCGGCUUGGGGCUCGCUUCAAUGAUCAGGUUGGUCAUACGCCGCACGAUCCCAUUGAUACGUGGAUUAAAUCUCGCAAUUUCAUGCAAUUUAGAUCUCGCUCCGUGUACUUCCGUCAGAAUCCGAUGGUCUGGACGUAUUCGAGCUGGGAAGUGACGGUGACAAGCUUGAAAUUGCUGCCAACUCGGCCACCGCCAUGGCGUACGGCCUGCAAUGGUACUUGAAGACGGUGCUGCACACGCAAACGGACUGGGACAACCACAAGCUACAGCUUCCUUACGUGCUACCCAAGGUAAAACAACACGCGCGGCACAAACGCAGCGCCAAGUUCUCGUACUAUCAGAACGUCUGCACUGUGAGCUACUCAUCGUGGACAUGGGGGUGGACGCAAUGGGAGAAGCACAUCGACUGGAUGGCACUCAACGGUAUCAAUAUGCCUCUGGCGUUUACAGGGCAGGAGAAAGUGUGGCAAAACACCUUCCAGAAACACUACAACGUGAGCUCUGCCGGGCUCAACAAGUUCUUCGCAGGUUCAGCAUUUUUGGCAUGGGGUCGCAUGGGUAACUUGCGGGGUAGUUGGGUCAAAGGUCCACUUCCACAAGCUUUCAUUGACAGUCAGCAUGCUUUACAACUCAAGAUCCUGAGCCGCAUGCGUGAGUUCGGUAUGAUACCAGCUUUGCCGGCGUUCGCUGGUCACGUCCCGGAAGAGAUAAAGGUCUUGUUCCCGAAUGCAAAGUUCACGCGUUCGCCCAAUUGGGGCAACUUUUCCGACGAAUUCUGCUGUGUGUACAUGCUGGAUUCCUCAGAUCCAUUAUAUUAUGACAUCGGUAAAACUUUCCUUGAGGAGCAGCGCGCACUGUACGACUACACGUCUUCACUGUACCAGUGCGACACAUACAACGAAAUGGAUCCGGACUUCACUGACCCGGCAAAGCUUCAGGCUGCAUCACGUGCUGUCAUUGACAGUAUGACGGCUGCGGAUCGCAAUGCAGUGUGGCUUAUCCAAGGGUGGCUCUUUGAGAACAGUCCUGACUACUGGACCAAAGAGCGUGUUAAGGCAUAUCUGGACGGUGUACCAGACGACAAGAUGAUCAUUCUCGACCUGUACAGUGAAGUUCGACCGGUGUGGAACAAAAUGGACAACUACUUCGGCAAAAGUUGGAUUUACUGCGUGCUGCACAACUUUGGUGGUAACACUGGGAUGCGAGGAGACUUGCCAACUCUCGGCACAGCACCUGUACUAGCGAACCGUGACAGCAAUGGGACUAUGAUCGGUGUGGGCUUGACAAUGGAAGGCAUUUACCAGAACUACGUCGUUUACGACCUCACAUUGCAGAUGGCGUGGGUGGAUACUCCACUCAAUAUGGACGAGUGGAUUCCCAGCUUUGCGGCGCAGAGGUAUCACUCGCUGGAUGCACAUACUGAACGAGCAUGGGGGUUUCUUUUGCAGUCGGUGUACAACCGUACACUGGGCUUUGGUGGCGUAACCAAGAGCUUGGUGUGUUUAAUACCACACUGGAAACUCGUCCGGGACGGAUUCAUGCCGACAUCAAUAACGUAUGACCCAAUGGAUGUAACCCGUGCCUGGAAGGAGCUGCUACUUGCUGGAUCGGAACUGCACGCUGUGGACACCUACCGCCACGAUUUGGUCGAUGUUACACGCCAAUUUUUGAGUGACCACUUCAUGGCUCAGUAUCUUCAAUUGAAAGAUAUGUACGAAGGGAGAAAGCGGCCAGCGGAUCAAGUGUGCGCUUGGACAGAGCGCAUGCUCAUCACGAUCGAACGGCUAGACGAGAUUUUGGCAACGAACGAAGAUUUUCUACUUGGUAACUGGAUCGCAGAUGCGCGGGCACUUGCGGAAGAUAUUGAGACUAUCGACUCGAGUAACCUUCAAGAUUAUUACGAGUACGAAGCUCGCAACCAAGUGACGCGCUGGGGCGACAACAACUCCGAGGCAAUUCACGACUACGCAGGCAAGGAGUGGGCUGGCCUCGUCAAAGGCUACUACUUACCGCGUUGGCGCAUGUGGUUCGGAGAAGUCUGCCAGUCUUAUACACAAGGGCGCAAAAUUAACAAGGACGUGGUGAAGAAGGCUCGCAUCGCGUUCGAGCUCAAGUGGCAGCUCAGCCGCGAGCCGUAUCCAACCACGACAGUCGGCGACACACUCAUCGUCUCCCAGCGCAUUUACGACGAGUUCGCCGGCCUGGACGUCGUCCAGCCAUGGGCGUCGCAACUUGUGAUGCAAGAAUGAUUGUGUUGCAGAAACUCAGUGAGCAUCUGGCAGUAUCACAUUUUUGCCAAUCACAGCACGUUAGUUUGGGUUUUGGCCAAUCGCGGGAGUGGACCUUCAAUAUCGCUUGUAGCAUUCUCUGAUUGGCCGGAAUACUUGAAGCAAUAACGGCCGCAAUGGUAAUUCUGAUUUGCUAAAACUUGUAGUAUAGUAC